GCGAUCGCUAUAUUGUAAGUACGUCGGGUGGCGCCGCGCCAGCCCGUCGCGUGCUAGUGUUGUGUCACAGCGGUGGGCCAGGUCGGUUUCGAGAUUUCUUCGUUCCGACGUAAAUCAUGGCCCUCAACUCGGACGCUGAACAGAAAUCGAACCUGGUCCUCCGCGUGGACCAGGAUUCUGACUCGGUUCUACAGUCAUUGUUUGACACAGUGCUUAAGCCGGACUCGAAACGACCGCUACAGGUGCCUCUCCGAAUGCGACAGCUUCCAAAGUCGUUCUUUAACCCGCCGUCAACCGGUUCCAAGUCGCCAUCUGUGUCUCACUCGCGAGAAAACUCGGCUGACUCGGCGUUCGGAUCGUCGUCCGCGACUGGCGCCUCACCGGUGUCGCACUCUCGAGCACAUUCGUCACCCGCAAGCUUGCAACAAACUUAUGCCGCUGGACAACAAACCCAACAACCGCCGCUACAUCAUCAGCAUACAAAACAGAGAUCUUAUGAUGUGGGAACACAUAUUCCAGACGAUCUCGGCCCUCUCCCACACGGUUGGGAACAAGCUCGCACGCCAGAAGGCCAAAUAUAUUAUUUAAAUCACAUAACAAAAACGACGACAUGGGACGACCCGCGCAAGACGCUGGCGGCGCAGUCGGUGGCCGGCAGCGUGCAGCACCAGAGCAGCGACGCGCUGCUGACGCAGGCCACCUCGCCGCAGACCAUCCCCAACACACCCGCACCAGCAGCGAAGAGUACAAGUAGUAACACAACGACGGAUCCACUAGGGCCCCUGCCGGAGGGUUGGGAGCAGGCCGCGACGGCGGAAGGAGAAAUCUACUUUAUAAAUCAUGCCGCUCGCACCACAUCCUGGUUCGAUCCAAGGAUACCGCAACACUUGCAGCGCACGCCGGCGGCGGGCGGCACCGGCCCGGAAGGCGUCUGGGCCAAUGCGUCCCUACAGGCCUGCCAGCAGAAGCUGCGGCUCCAGUCGCUACAGAUGGAACGAGAGCGCCUUAAGCAACGCCAGCAGGAGAUCAGAAUCCAGCAAGAGCUUAUAAUGUCGCGGCAGGCGUCGUCCAUCGUGUCGUCGCUGGCGAGCAGCGCGGGCGCGGGCAACACGGAGCUGCCGCUGGACCCGUUCCUGUCGGGGCUGUCGGAGCACCAGCGGCAGGAGUCGGCCGACAGCGGCCUGGGCAUGGCCGUGCCGCACUCCUACUCCAUGCCGCCCACGCCCGAGGGCUUCCUGGCCAGCAUGGACGACCGCAUGGACUGCACCAGCGAGGCCGGCGCCAACCUCGACUCCACCGACAUGGCGCUCGCUGACAACCUCGACUCCACUGACGACCUGGUACCGUCUUUACAGUUGAACGAGUUUACAAACGACAUACUCCUGGACGACGUGCAAUCGCUCAUCAACUCGACGCCGAGCAAGCCGGACAACGUGCUGACAUGGCUGUAAGCGGCCAGCACCGCUUACACCUACAAACUUUCAAAUUAGGUAUUAUAAUAUGUUUAAUUUAGCGUACUUACCGCUUAUAUAAUGUCGACCGCUAUAACAGUGUCGGUGACAGAACGGUAACGAUGGUGUAAAUUUCACUUUGAAAAUGACAAUUGAUAGCAUAACAUGUGUAAUGACUGAUGUGGGAUUUCAUGUGACGUAUUGUGUGCUUAUGAAUUAGGAUAGUUAGUUACUUUCAGUACCAGUACGAUGGCUACCAUGAGAACAGUUAAACCGAUGUGGAGAAGCCACUCGUUCGACAUGCUGCGUCAGCCUGUAACGUUAUUUACUGUUUCAAUGUUUUUUUUUUAAUAAGCUCUCCACAUCGGUUUCACAUUUCUAAACAAUAUCUGCUCGCUUUUUAUGCAGAAUUGAUUUUAUCUCUGUCUCUGCAUUUAUUCGAAUGAGAUAGGAAUACGAAAUUGUGUGAGUAUAAUAUGUGUUUCUACUUCGUUGUGGUUAUAGAUGUGUGGACUCUUUGUAUGUCUGAGUUAAUGACACAUACUCAUCGUUAUUCCUGAAUUAUUACUUGGCGUCAUAAGUAUUGGAAACUAAUUGUGUUUUCACUUUUAGCUAGGAGAUACAUGCUGACUUGUAAGAGAGUAGUUCUCUCGUCUGUUAUAUGAGCAAUAUGCUUUGGUGCUCAGAUUUGAAUAUUUUCAACCAGUUUAGGAAUGAGAUGAGCUACGGAACUAAUGCCAAGUAUCGCGGUAGUGAUGUCCUCGCGCGCUAGUGCGGGGCCGCGGUGGCUGCACGCCUUCUUUCGUAGCAGAAAGUAGUUGCGUUGCAACGCAAUCAUUCGUGAACUAGGUUUCCCAUAUUCUUUUCAUAGAGACUAUCGGAAAUCGUAUUCGGUAUAAACAAACAAUAUUUUAUGAUAUAUUUUAAAAUUAAGAUUGUGAUAACAUCUUGAUGUAACAGUGCCUUAUUGUGCCUUGAUAAAAUUAUAAUAUUUAUUGUUGUAAUAAUUUAGAUAAUGUUGAGAUAUUUUUACAAUUUUCCAUUGUCGAACUAUUGAUGUAAUAGUGAUUUGACAGAAAUAAACUACUUAUGUACUUGUAGAACGUUGUUUGUCAACUUACACCGUCCUUGUGAAUUUUCGAGAUUAUGAAUAGUUAAGUUUUAAUAGUUAAUCAGAAGUAGGUAAUUAUGUUGGCAACUAUUAUGUUUACUUAUUAGAGCGUUGGGUUGUAAGUGAACAAUGUUCAAACCUAAGCAAUAUUCAAAUGUAUGGGUGCAGCUAGCUAGCUAAUUAUAGGGAGUAAUUGGAGCUCGAAAUUUUGCCUCUAAGUGCCUUACUCGAAACAUAUUGAUGUCUGAUGAAACUUUGUAGCGUUAAAUGAAUUUAUUGAAACAGCCGUGACGUUACAAUCGGUGCCGACUCUCAGUUGCGAGAUCUAUGUUCGAUGUCUACUCUUACAUUACUAGUAUUACUUCAUUAUGUUUAAUACAAUUCAUUCAAUCAUCAAUCAUAAUAUAUCAACAAAAGAAAAUGUUUCAAAAUUUUGUAAGCCCACCUAGUCUUUUGAGUUUUGUAUGAGUGUAUUGAAUUCAGCUAGCUUGAUUGAAUAAUUAUGAUAAUGGAAUUAGGCCUUUAUUAUCAAAUGCUACAUUGAAAACUUUGCCAUAUUAGUAAAAGUACUAUUAUUCUUAUAAGACUUGAAUGUAAUCUUCAUGACGAAUAGCAAUAGAUAGCAUCUGUGUAACUAUUGUAAUUAGACGUAACGGUGCUGGGUUGAUGAUACAUAUAAUUUUGUAUUCUGUAGAUCCAUUUGUUGUAUACUUUUAUAUUUGUAUUUGUCGUGUAUUAAUUCUAAGAGUCCGUAAGUUUGGAUGCUUCUCAUAUUGUUCGGUUGAUUAUUGUUACCGUUUCCCUCCCCUGUAUUGUGAAGUCGGUCGGAGAGAGCGCCGCGCGUCCGCCGCGUCGACAAACAUUCCAUGUUGCUACAGUACACCGCGCCUGCCACUUGCUAACCAAUAAUAGCCUGAACAAUAUCUCAAGUGUAAACUGUAAUCAAUUAUUUCUAAGUAUAGCCUUUAUGAGAAACAUAUCUUUUCAGCCUGAUAACAGAUGCAAGUUUUCUAUGUAGUGUAUGUAACUACGUGUAUCAAUGUUAUAACAAUGAAAUUACGUGUCAAAGUUAUUAAUUUACUUUAAUUUCAUUGUAAAUAAUUCGAUAUUCUUAUAUGAAUUAAAUAAAUAUUUGUUUUAA
Molecule: messenger RNA, 3703 nt
Organism: Trichoplusia ni (cabbage looper)
Lineage: Eukaryota; Metazoa; Arthropoda; Insecta; Lepidoptera; Noctuidae
Gene: yki
Product: transcriptional coactivator YAP1-like
Exons: 6
Coding region: 117-1451 (444 amino acids)
Biological process (GO): hippo signaling; positive regulation of transcription by RNA polymerase II
Cellular component (GO): nucleus; cytoplasm
Molecular function (GO): transcription coactivator activity; protein binding
Source: RefSeq, a predicted model, not a curated record